Molecule: messenger RNA, 1109 nt
Organism: Zingiber officinale
Lineage: Eukaryota; Viridiplantae; Streptophyta; Magnoliopsida; Zingiberales; Zingiberaceae
Product: cytokinin riboside 5'-monophosphate phosphoribohydrolase LOG8-like
Exons: 10
Coding region: 1-1095 (364 amino acids)
Biological process (GO): cytokinin biosynthetic process
Cellular component (GO): nucleus; cytosol
Molecular function (GO): protein binding; hydrolase activity, hydrolyzing N-glycosyl compounds
Source: RefSeq, a predicted model, not a curated record
AUGGCUGAAGGGAGUGAUGCGAGGGCGUGGGAGGAGCUGAUCCCCGAUGCCCUGGGCCUCAUCUUCCGCAACCUCCCUCUCCAUGAGAUCCUCACCGUUAUUCCUAGGGUCUGCAAAUCGUGGUCGCGGGUAGUGUUGGGCCCCUACUGCUGGCAGGAAAUCGACAUCGACGAGUGGAUCCAGCACUGCAAGCCAGAGCAACUCGAUAAAAUGCUUCACAUGCUCAUAGAUCGCAGCUGUGGCUCCUUCCGCAGGCUCAGUGUUUCCGGCCUCCAUACCGAGUCCAUGUUCACCUUAAUUGCAUACCAAGUAACAGGGAGACGAACUGUUGGUAACAGUCUUCCCUGUAUCUGGAGCAUUUUAUCGAGUGUUUCCGGCCUCCAUACCGAGUCCAUGUUCACCUUAAUUGCAUACCAUGCUGGUUCCCUUCAGAGGUUGGAGCUUCCAAGAAGUGAAAUGAACGAUGCCAUUGUCAAACUUGUUGCACCAAGAUUGUGCAAUUUGACUUACUUGGAUGUCAGCUACUGCUCAAAGAUAGGUGCUUGUGCGAUUGAAGCUGAUGCGGCUGUGGAGCUGGGCCGUGAACUGGUGAAGAAGAGAAUCGAUUUAGUUUAUGGAGGUGGAAGCGUGGGAUUAAUGGGGCUGAUUUCUCAGACAGUUUAUGAUGGUGGAUGCCAUGUUCUUUGGGUGAUUCCUAAAGCUCUUGUUCCAAUUGAGAUUUCAGGGGAAACAGUAGGUGAGGUAAAGGUAGUUUCUAAUAUGCAUGAGAGAAAAGCUGUGAUGGCUGGACAAGCUGAUGCAUUCAUUGCACUUCCUGGAGGAUAUGGAACAAUGGAAGAGGUGAUGGAGAUGAUAACAUGGUCACAACUUGGAAUUCAUAAUAAACCAGUUGGUUUGUUAAAUGUUGAUGGCUACUACAAUUCCUUGCUCGAACUAUUUGACAAUGGUGUGAGAGAAGGUUUUAUUAAGCCGACUUCUAGGCACAUCGUUAUUUCUUCUCCGAAUGCAACUGAAUUGCUUGCGAAAAUGGAGCUAUACACUCCCUUGCACCAAGAGGUUGUUCCGAGGCAGAGCUGGGAGGUUGUGAAUUUAUGACUAUAUCUAGGGAU